Penaeus monodon (black tiger shrimp) is the source of this 345-nucleotide messenger RNA. RefSeq lists its product as uncharacterized. The record is from RefSeq and is a predicted model, not a curated record. The transcript is spliced from 2 exons. Lineage: Eukaryota; Metazoa; Arthropoda; Malacostraca; Decapoda; Penaeidae. The coding region runs from base 1 to 345 and encodes 114 amino acids.
AUGAGAAUUAGCAGGUCCAAGACAGAAUAUCUCACCACAGAUAUAGAUGGCGACCAACUAGCCACAUUAAAGCUAGUUGGAGAGAACUUGAAAAGAGUUCGAACCUUUAAAUAUCUAGGUUCAGUGGUCGAUGAAAUGGAUAAGGAAGUUCAUUUCAGAAUUCAGAGUGGAUGGAAUAACUGGAGAGUGUCAGGAGUGUUGUGCGAUAUAGGAGUCCCAAUUAGACUCAAAGAAGCAGCACCACUGAAGAAGUUAGAAGAAAAGAAGUUGGACGUAGCUGAGAUGAAGAUGUUGAGUUGGAUGGUUGGAUUCACAAGGACUACAUCAGAGGUACAGUGGAAGUAG